Messenger RNA from Phalaenopsis equestris, 1803 nucleotides. Its product is annotated as enolase 2-like. Bases 244 to 1581 code for a protein of 445 amino acids. NCBI's taxonomy places the organism in Eukaryota, Viridiplantae, Streptophyta, Magnoliopsida, Asparagales, Orchidaceae. The record is from RefSeq and is a predicted model, not a curated record. Gene Ontology annotation, biological process: glycolytic process. Gene Ontology annotation, cellular component: phosphopyruvate hydratase complex. Gene Ontology annotation, molecular function: phosphopyruvate hydratase activity; magnesium ion binding. The transcript has 17 exons.
GCCUUGCAAUGCCUAAGAAAAGGAAUGGACCACAAGUGCCGCGCCCCUUGUUCUCUUCCGAGCCUCCACAAUGAAUCCGCCAGCUCUUCAAAUACGACGGCCGCGAUCGGUUUCUCGAGCUCAAAGCCACAGAAAUUGAGACACCUCUCUUCUAUAUAAUAGACCCCAUAAUCGCGCCGCAGCACAUACUGCUUUCGCAUCCUUCUCCUGCUAUCGAUUCUUUGUCGAUUCCUUCAAAGAGCAAUGGCGAAGAUUGCAUCAAUCAAGGCCAGGCAGAUCUUCGAUAGCCGUGGAAAUCCUACUGUUGAGGCGGAUGUUGUCCUCACUGAUGGAACCCUUGCAAGAGCUGCAGUGCCGAGUGGGGCCUCUACAGGUAUAUAUGAAGCUUUGGAACUUAGAGAUGGAGGAUCUGAAUAUCUUGGAAAGGGCGUUCUUAAGGCUGUUCAGAAUGUCAAUGCCAUCAUUGGUCCAGCUUUGAUUGGCAAGGAUCCUACAGAACAAACACAGAUUGAUACUUUCAUGGUGCAAGAGCUUGAUGGGACCUCUAACCAGUGGGGUUGGUGCAAACAAAAGCUCGGUGCAAAUGCCAUACUGGCGGUGUCUCUUGCUGUUUGCAAAGCUGGAGCUUCAGUGAAGAAGAUUCCUCUCUACCAGCACAUUGCCAAUCUUGCUGGAAACAAGAAUCUGGUUUUGCCUGUUCCAGCAUUCAAUGUUAUUAAUGGAGGGUCUCAUGCCGGAAACAAGCUUGCCAUGCAGGAAUUUAUGAUUCUUCCUGUUGGAGCAACCUCAUUCAAGGAAGCCAUGAGGAUGGGCGCUGAAGUAUAUCACCAUCUAAAGGCCGUAAUUAAGAAGAAAUAUGGUCAGGAUGCCACAAAUGUUGGGGAUGAAGGUGGUUUUGCACCUAAUAUUCAGGAGAACAAGGAGGGUCUUGAAUUGUUGAAGACUGCUAUUGCUAAGGCUGGCUAUACUGGAAAAGUUGUCAUUGGAAUGGAUGUUGCUGCCUCAGAGUUUUAUGGCGAUAAGGAUCAGACUUAUGAUCUUAAUUUUAAGGAGGAGAACAAUGAUGGUUCUCAGAAGAUAUCAGGAGAUAGCCUUAAGGAGGUUUACAAAUCCUUCGCAUCUGAAUACCCAAUUGUAUCCAUCGAGGACCCAUUCGAUCAGGAUGAUUGGACCCAUUAUGCAAAAUUGACUGAGGAGAUUGGUCAGCAUGUGCAAAUUGUUGGAGAUGAUCUCCUUGUCACUAACCCCACUCGUGUUGCCAAGGCAAUCCAAGAAAAAACUUGCAACGCACUUCUUUUGAAGGUGAACCAAAUAGGCUCAGUCACAGAGAGUAUUGAAGCUGUGAAAAUGUCCAAGCAAGCUGGGUGGGGUGUAAUGGCAAGCCAUCGGAGUGGUGAAACCGAGGAUACUUUCAUUGCUGAUCUUUCCGUAGGCUUGGCAACAGGCCAAAUCAAGACUGGUGCUCCAUGUCGUUCAGAACGCCUUGCCAAGUACAAUCAGUUAUUGAGGAUUGAGGAAGAACUGGGUGAUGCGGCAGUUUAUGCUGGAGCUAAGUUCAGAGCUCCUGUGGAGCCCUACUGAGAGUACUCAAAUGAGUACUAUUCGCAUUUUUGUUGGAGUUUGGAGUCAUUUUGGCCAAGUUAUGAAAAAUAAAAGAUGUCUCUUUUGAUGCUGGAGACAUUAUGUGAUCAUUUUGCUGAUACUAUAUAAUUUAUCCCACUUUUUUUUCUUUUUCCUGUUCUGUCCUGUUCUAAUAAGUGUGCAAUAAAGUUGUUAGCUUUUGAUUGCAUUUCAUAAAAAUAA